CAUUUCAAGCAUGAACUAGUCGUAGCACCAGCGAAAACGGCACCUUAACUUCCAUUCUGCAUGCUCUUGUUUUCUCAUUGAAAUAAUUUUCAAGUAAUUUGUGAAGUGCUAGCUGUUCCGUACCAAAACAAACCGACUGCGCAUGCGUGCAAGCUGACCGUGGUCAUAUGACAUCAACCAGGAAGUGCUCGUCUGGAAUCAAACGCAUCAGUCCUGAUGGAAGCCGAGUCGAUGGAGAGAGGCGCAGCCGCCCCAAAGCUGCAGUUCGCCCCGUUCUGCAGUGCCCUGGAGGCAGGAUUCUGGCAUCAGCUCACCCAGAAGAAGCUCAAUGACUUCCGCUUAGACGAGAGUCCCAAACACAUCAAAGGCUACUACUAUAACGGUGAUCCCGUUGGCUUGCCGACACGCUUGACACUGGAGUUCAGCGCAUUUGAUGUUGAUGGAGCCACACCUGCUCGCUGCUGUCCAGCCUCUGGAACUCUCUACAACACCAACACAUUAGAAGCCUUCAAAACCACCGACAAGAGAGCUCUGCUGGAGAAAGAAGCCAAUGAGAUCUGGAGCGUUAUUCAGUCAGGAGCUGUGCUGGAAGACUCCUCAAUCCUAAACAAAUUCAUCCUCUUGACAUUUGCGGAUCUGAAGAAAUAUCAUUUCUAUUAUUGGUUCUGCUUCCCUGCCCUUUGUUUUCUGGAGGGGGUCCAGCUGCUGCAGGAGCCAGUGUCAUUAGAGCACAGCUUCUCUGCCAAACAGAUAUCAAGCCUGCAAAUGGCAUAUGAUGAUCUGUGCGCCUCCAGUGGUAUGACGGCAGUCCCACAUUUUCUGCUCAAGUACACAGAUGAAAGUGUUGAAGUCGCUCCUCUCAAAGACUUGACCUCCUUCUUCCAAGACCUAAAGAAGAUUACCGUGGGUGUGUAUGACCCAUGCACACUCCCUCAACAUCCAGGCUGGCCUCUCAGAAACUUUCUUAUCCUCCUCGCAAAAAAAUGGGGUUCACAGCUGGAUGUGCUGGAGGUUCUGUGCUUCAGAGACAGGACUCUACAAGGGAGCCGCUCAAUUCAGCACAGCAUCAUCUUUCGGGUCAAGCUCCCAGACCUCACAGCUUCUGCAGUAUGUCCAAAGAGUGUGGGUUGGGAGAAGAACGCCAAAGGUGCGAUGGGACCUCGAAGUGUCAAUCUCAGUGAAUGUAUGGACCCUAAAAGGCUCGCCGAGUCUUCCGUCGAUCUCAAUCUGAAGCUGAUGCGUUGGAGGCUGGUCCCGUCUCUGGAUCUGGACAAGGUCGUGUCGACGAGGUGUCUCUUGCUGGGAGCUGGGACUCUGGGCUGCAAUGUAGCAAGAACACUGAUGGGCUGGGGUGUGAGACGCAUCACUUUCGUGGACAAUGCGAAGAUCUCCUACUCGAACCCAGUGCGGCAGCCGCUCUAUGAGUUUGAAGACUGUCUGGGUGGAGGGAAGGCUAAAGCUCUCGCCGCGGUGGACCGACUACAGAAGAUCUUUCCUGGUGUGCAUGCGGAGGGCCACACCAUGAGCAUCCCAAUGCCAGGCCACCCAGUGAACUUCUCUGAGCUGACAAUGACUCAAGCUCGGCAGGAUGUGGAGCAGCUGGAGAAGCUCAUCUCUGAACACGAUGUGGUCUUCCUGUUGAUGGACACUCGUGAGAGCCGCUGGCUUCCGACCGUCAUCGCUGCUAGCCAGAGAAAGUUGAUAGUUAAUGCUGCUCUGGGGUUCGACACGUUUGUGGUAAUGAGACACGGCCUUAAGAAACCCAAAGAGUCCCCGUCUGAAGAGUCCAGCCCCAUGUCUGCCUCCUCCAGCUCCUCAUGUUCCUCCACACCUGCAGCCUCCAUCACACCAGGAGCGUCUCUAUUCUCCAACAUACCCGGACAUCGUCUCGGCUGCUACUUCUGUAAUGAUGUGGUCGCCCCUGGGGACUCUACCAGAGACAGGACUCUGGACCAGCAGUGCACAGUGAGCCGUCCCGGUCUGGCCAUGAUCGCUGGAGCCCUGGCCGUGGAGCUGAUGGUCUCUGUACUCCAGCACCCAGAGGGAGGUUAUGCUGUGGCCAGCAGCAGUGAUGACCGGAUGAAUGAACCCCCGACCUCACUGGGUCUCGUCCCCCAUCAGAUUCGAGGAUUCCUGUCAAGAUUUGACAACGUUCUUCCUGCAAGUUUGGCGUUUGACAAAUGCACCGCAUGCUCGCAGAUAGUUCUCGAGAAUUACGAGCGAGAAGGUUUCCAGUUCCUGGCCAAGGUCUUUAACUCCUCCCAUUCCUUCCUGGAGGAUCUGACCGGCUUGACUUUGCUCCAUCAGGAGACUCAGGCCGCUGAGAUCUGGGACAUGAGUGAUGACGAGAGCAUUUGAGGGACC
This is a messenger RNA of Carassius carassius (crucian carp), 2364 nucleotides long. Its product is annotated as ubiquitin-like modifier-activating enzyme ATG7. The transcript is spliced from 20 exons. Gene Ontology annotation, cellular component: phagophore assembly site; cytoplasm. The coding region runs from base 217 to 2358 and encodes 713 amino acids. Gene Ontology annotation, biological process: C-terminal protein lipidation; autophagosome assembly; protein modification by small protein conjugation. The record is from RefSeq and is a predicted model, not a curated record. Gene Ontology annotation, molecular function: Atg12 activating enzyme activity; Atg8 activating enzyme activity. Lineage: Eukaryota; Metazoa; Chordata; Actinopteri; Cypriniformes; Cyprinidae.